This is a messenger RNA of Microtus oregoni (creeping vole), 228 nucleotides long. Its product is annotated as cytochrome c, somatic-like. The record is from RefSeq and is a predicted model, not a curated record. Gene Ontology annotation, cellular component: mitochondrial intermembrane space. Gene Ontology annotation, molecular function: heme binding; electron transfer activity. Gene Ontology annotation, biological process: mitochondrial electron transport, ubiquinol to cytochrome c; mitochondrial electron transport, cytochrome c to oxygen. The coding region runs from base 1 to 228 and encodes 75 amino acids. The transcript has a single exon. NCBI's taxonomy places the organism in Eukaryota, Metazoa, Chordata, Mammalia, Rodentia, Cricetidae.
AUGGGCAACGUUGAGAAAGGCAAGAAGAGUUUUUUUCAGAAGUGUGCCCAGUGCCACACUGUGGAAAAGGGAGGCGAGCAUAAGUCUGGACCAAAUCUCCGCGGUCUGUUUGGGAGGAAGACAGGUCAGGCGGCUGGACUCAGGAUGCCUGAUGGAGUUUUGGAGAAUCCCAAAAAGUACAUCCCUGUAACAAAAAUAAUCUUCGCUGGAAUUAAAAAGAAGGGAUAG